Passer domesticus (house sparrow) is the source of this 3205-nucleotide messenger RNA. It is a transcript of the gene CISD1, whose product is annotated as CDGSH iron sulfur domain 1. The transcript is spliced from 3 exons. Gene Ontology annotation, biological process: regulation of autophagy. Gene Ontology annotation, molecular function: 2 iron, 2 sulfur cluster binding. The coding region runs from base 129 to 455 and encodes 108 amino acids. Lineage: Eukaryota; Metazoa; Chordata; Aves; Passeriformes; Passeridae. Gene Ontology annotation, cellular component: intracellular membrane-bounded organelle; mitochondrial outer membrane. The record is from RefSeq and is a predicted model, not a curated record.
CGUGCACAUCGCCGUCCCGUCCCCUCGGCCGCUGCUGCGGCCCCGUCCCGCCGGGAGCCCUCUGAGGGGCGGCCCCGCGGCCAUCUUGGGCGGCGGCGCGUGCGCGGUGCGGAGCGGCAGCCGGAGCCAUGGGGCCGGGGCAGAACGGCGCCUUGAAGGUUGAAUGGAUUGCUGCAGUCUCCGUAGCUGCUGGAGCAGUUGUUGUUGGAUAUCUAGCUUACAAAAAACUUCUUUCUAGAGACAAAUCCUCCAAAGCAAUGGUGAAUCCCCAUAUCCAGAAGGAUAACCCCAAGGUAGUCCAUGCCUUUGAUAUGGAAGAUUUGGGAGACAAGGCUGUGUACUGUCGUUGUUGGAGGUCUAAGAAGUUCCCACUGUGUGAUGGCUCUCACACAAAGCACAACGAGGAAACUGGCGACAACGUUGGGCCUCUCAUCAUCAAGAGGAAGGAGGCGUAGAGUGGACACUAGAAGCUACAGAAUCAAUGUCUGACAAAUCCUCUGUUCUCUUGUAAUUGGGGGCAAAAAUCCACAAAUUCUUUGUCAUAUCACUGAAGAUUUCACAAUGUAGUGUAUACAUCAGGCUUCAGCAUGUAUAUUUUCUCUGGUGCUUGUUGUCUUUCAAUCACUACAAUGCAUAAUUUACUAGGUAGUCAUGGUUUAAAUUUUUUGUCCUGUAAAGUGUGUGUACCCUCUCACUGAGUGUGAAACUAAAAUGAGGCACAGAAUGUACUUCAUCAGGAAAUAGGUAUUAAAUUAUUUUCAAAUACAUGUGUAUUGAAAGGUAGAUAAUAAAAUCCUCGAGAGGUUCAGAGCUGGAUAGAUAUCCAUGUAAAAGGCAGUGGCAGGGAAGAAAUCACAGUGCCAUCUUAAUCUCUGAUUAUGCUGCAUUUUCUGCAGGUGUCACAUUUGUCCUGUUACACUACAGUGUUGUACGGCUUCUGUAAAAGAACAAAUUCAAAUUCAAAAUUGCUAGCUUUGAACAGACAACAGAAAAGGCUGACAGUAAGAUGGGGCUAGAGGGCAACUUUACUUUUGAUUUUACAGCAGCAUUGAAACUUGACCCUACUUCCAUUUGGUAUCAAGAAAACACUGUCCAAGCUGCAGACCUGUAUUUAGAGUAGGAUUAGGGAAAUAGUCUCUAGAGAUUUCUUAAUAGAUGAGUGAAAUGACAAAGUGGUUCAAGAGUGGUGGGCAGGGGGAGUGGCAGGAUUGUUGUUGCUAUUGGAGAAAGCCUUAGUUUCACUUGCAUUCUUUCAGUGAAGCCAACUUCCCCAGACCACAGGAUGCUUCUGUGGGGUGGCUACGCUGAUUAAUUCCAGAAGCUAAAAUAAAAACUAAAACCCCCACCUGUCAUCACCAUCUGCUUCACCAUUGCACUGGCUGGUUCUGGAAAGCUUUUCCCACUGAGGAGGGAGGAGGCAUACCUUUCUUAAUAUGUGGCCUUAGGCUCUAUGUGUCUUAACUCCUGCCUCCCUGAGCUGCUAAUGUGGUUCAGCUGAUUUUACCAAAAAACCCUGGCAUGGAUCAAGCAGGGCUUUGAAAACAGAUAGAAACAAGAAGGGAGGGAAGGAUGAGACAGAGAGCUCUUAUCCUCCUUACCCAUGGCACUUGUCUUCUUGUUUGGUGUGGUUGCAUUAAUGGCUGUCAUGUUGGUUUCCUUAAAUAGCUUUGAUUUAUUAACAUGCGUGUAAGUACAAAGCAAAACCCAAAGAGUGGGGCAGCUGGGGGCAAUUUUGUACUAAACCCAGUCCAUUAGUGUAACUGUGGCCUGCAAAAGAUUGAGCUCUGAAUGUCCUCGGACAGAACUACCUCAGGGCUACAUGAAAGGCCUUGUUAGGAAGCUGACAUUUUAGCCUGGACCCUUAAGGAUUUGUCAGAUGAUCAGGGCAGGAGAGGUUCUGUUUGUUUUAUUUUUUUAAGGGUAGUUGGUACAACUGUUAAAACUGAAGAUGUUUUGCAUAGUCUCUAUGUGAGGCUUUUAGAGGCUGAGGUCUUGGCCAGUUGGCCUGGAUUUGGGCAGAAAGCCCAGAAUGUAAAGAAGGAGGCACAGAUAGAGAAAGGUGGAGUCAGAGUAAGGGCACUACUGACCAAGAGACCUCUUGACCUGAAAGAAGUUGCAGUCAAAUAAGUCAGUUUGUCUUUUCUGUCUGAGUGUAAAGACUUGAUAUUUUUUACUUUGCUGAGUACUAAUGCAUAUGGAAAGUUGUUUUAACCUUAAAUUAUCAAAUGCAUUUUAUCCAAAGCAAAGUAACUUCUGUAUUAUUAGAAUAUGACAGUGGAUAUUUCUGUAUUUUUGUCAAAUACACGUUUGAGCUCAUCUUAAUCUCAAGGUUGUAAAGUCUGUGUUCUCAUGGCUAUGCUCUUUCUUUCAGUAGAGCUGUACAGUGCUGCUGUAGUCAUGAACCUCUGUAUGGAGUGGAUUUUCCUUCUGAGACUCCUUUUCCUGUCAACAUCAAAGCCUGGCUGCUCCUGAAGGAAUAGAAAUUGUGUUAAUGGUCUGAGAAAUGAAGUCCUGAAGUUUCAGAUAAGUCUCCCGAGUCAUAAAACUAUUUUGUGGAGUUUGCCAAUAAAAUAUUUCCGGGAGUUUGGGCGUCAGGGAAGUGGGCCCCAUGGGAAGUUUUUAUUCCUGAGAAGCAGAGUCUCUGUUGAUUUACAUCCUGGUGACUUUUGUUUUGGAGAAGUGUUGCAUUUCUGAAUGUUCAGACCUUAAUUAGAGGCACACACAAUUCCUGUACUGUACCUUCUUUAUGCAAGCUGUUCAAAUGUGAUGAUGAGAAGAGAGUCUUGGAUUUGAGGAAACAAAUUUAACCAAGCAGUCUCAAUGAGCAUCACAGAGAACACUGCAUUUUUUCUCUUAGUACCAUAAUAGGUACUAAGGUACAAUAAUAGGCACUACAUUCUAAUGGGUGGAGUGCUUGACUGUUCCAGUGUUUUCCUAAGUCUUGUUCUUUAGUGUUUUCCUCAAAUAAUCUCUAGAGUAUGAAGUGCAUUGGUUACAUUUCUACCAAUUUUAACCAUAAAUUUAACCACAUGAUUCAAAUGUGCAGUUUUGACCUCAGAUUGAAACUCCUAAUAGAAAUCCUUCAAAAAAUUAAAGCAGAGAAAAAUCCCUGCCACAGAGUAAAACUAUUUCUGCUCCUGGUUAUUUUCAGCAUACAAGUGUUUGUUGGGAAGGUCAGGCAAUUAAAGUACUGAUUCUUGAGUAA